Molecule: messenger RNA, 660 nt
Organism: Ectocarpus siliculosus
Lineage: Eukaryota; Phaeophyceae; Ectocarpales; Ectocarpaceae
Source: the annotation of a GenBank genome assembly
AUGCUUCGAUGCCGUAAUCUAUUCGAAGCCUACACCGAUGUAUGGUUCGUGUACAACAUCGCUUUCAUCUACGCGAUGGCCUGUCUGGAACUCGACGACACGCCCACGAGUAUCGCACGUAGGGACGUGACAGCAUUCUUUAGCCCACAGGACUGCGUCACCUUUCUACGUUUCACGCAAUCGCAAGUGAUGCUGAUGCUGGAUCUGCUGUUGAUCCCCGUGUUCAUCCGAACUGACUGUGGGUUCGUGGUAAGCGGACGGGAGGCUCUGUGCGUGCUCCUGUAUCGGCUCGCUUUCCCGUGCCGCCUGAAGGACGUGCGCUUGGUUUUCGGGAUGAGCGAAUCGUGUAUCUGCGAAGCCUUCAACUGGAUGUUGCAUUUUCUAGACUUCAGGUGGGGGUAUCUGCUGUCCCUCGACGUGGCACACCUGCAGCCGCACCUGAUCGAGUUCGCGGAAGCAAUCUUCAACUCCGGCUGUCCUCUCACGCACUGUUGGGGAUUUAUCGAUGGCACCGUGCGCGGCAUUGCAAGGCCGAAGUACUGGCAGCGCCUGUUCUACAAUGGGCACAAGAGGAAGCACGCCAUGAAGUUCCAAGGGGUAAUUACACCAGACGGGCUAUUUUGUGGAUAUGUGGGGCCCGGUGCCGGGCACACGUCAUGA